AUGCCGCCUAGCGUAUCGAUUUCGAUUUUUCCAUCAGACCGUCACGGUGUGGUCGGUUCACAGUUUCAUUCGCCUUCCACACGUUUACAUCGUGAGGAUUCUAGGCGUGAAGUGCGACGGACGACAGUUAAAAAGCUGAAAAUACUCCCUCAUUCGGAUCGAUUCUUUAGUAUUGACAGCGAGUUUCUACGUCAGUUUUGUCCACCGUUCGCCGGCUGUCAUCCACGCGAAGCCCUGAAACUGGCGAAUAUCCGCCCAGAGCUGUUCAACAUGGUCCCUGUGUACAACUGGGCUCGCAGGGACAGGUAA
This is a messenger RNA of Soboliphyme baturini, 309 nucleotides long. Lineage: Eukaryota; Metazoa; Nematoda; Enoplea; Dioctophymatida; Soboliphymatidae. The record is from the annotation of a GenBank genome assembly.